CCGACCGCCAGUGUCUGUCUGUCGGAUCUGUCAGGUGUAAACCGCUCUCACGAGCCUGAGCCGCGCGAGAUCCUGUCUCUCCAAACCCUCCGCGCGCCUCCAGCGAGCAGCAGCAGCUUACUUCGGGAAAUACAGAAGAGCGCCAACUUUACAGCAGGUGCUCCAGCUCUUAGAUUUACGCCUGGGAAAAGUCUGUUGUAUGAGAGAAAAGACAAAUGCGGUCUUAAGCGACGUAGUUAUGCAAACUCGACUUACGUCGAGAUUAAAACAAACAAAACACGAGCAAAUUGUACGAAGAAAUCGGAGAGCUCGAGAUUAACUGAAAGCUACCCAUGAAAAUGGGUUGACGAAAAGAAAUCGCCGAUAAAGAGAUAUGAUGUCUAUCUCAAGCUAUACAGAUCUUAGUGGAUUUCAGGGAUUAGAUUUAUAUCUUUUUGCUGCUGUUCCCAAUUUUUUUAACUGUGCUACCUCAGCAUGUGGGAGUUGUGUGUAGCACAGCAGAUCUCAAGAUGACUGGAUUCUAUAAUCACUGGGUUUGUGGAAGCAGUGCUCUGUAGAUGUUAUUUCUGACUGUAAUAUAGCCAUUUAUUUACAUCACUUAUGAUUUCAUGUCGUCACGUUGAUCUUUUUGUCAGUAAAAGCUAUUAGCUAAUGUCUUUUAUUCUUUAUACAUCAUCUUUCUUCACUAACUUGUUGAAGUACAAUCACUGCAGCUGGGUGGAUGCAAAUUAUUGACUUUUAAACUCCUUUACUGAGAGCUGCGGUUACCACCAAGGAUUCAUGGAUGAACAUUAAGAUGCAGUCGAUGCAUAUAACAUUGGUGCUUUAAAUGUUCUUUGCUGGUGUUUUUCAGUUGUUGAGACUCAAGUUGCAAUAUAUAGGAUAAAAGCCAUUUCCACCAAGUUUCUACCUUCAGGCUCUUUUGUUUUAUCUCCCCCCCACUGAACUUAUCGGGUGGGGGGGGGGUAAGGCCCAAACCAUGGAGUCCAACCCAGACAGCCCGAGUCGGGCUGUGGAGUAUCUUCUGGAGCUCAAUAACAUCAUCGAGAACCAGGCCAAACUUCUAGAGACGCAGCGUAAACACAUCGAGGAGCUCCAAACACAGCUAGACCGGGUCAACCAGGAGAACAAGGACCUGCGGCAUGAUCGCAACCCGAGAACCGAGAACUCGACGCAGAACCACAACUACAGCCAGAGCUCUAAGCCCAGCCAGCCGUCAUCUCUACCAAACCACAGUGCUGGAGGGGUCCAUCAGAACAGCAGCAGUAAUAUACCCUCUUCCACGGUGCCUGGCCCGGCUCGACGGACUCAGACCAGACUGACCCGAGGCCUGUCAUGUGGGUCAGCCCCUGUCGAGGAAAGAGGCCGACUGGAGCGUAAUGACAGCUCUGGGACCAACAACACCUCCACUCUACGGAAACAUGAGGAGGAAACCCAGAGUUCAGCUUCACGUCCCUUUUCAGACAGUUCCAGCAGUAAAUCUCCUUACGUGCACAGCUCUGACCGUUACAGGGACAACAGCUGUGGCCCCCCAGGCCCUCGUGUGCCUUUUGUGCCCGCUCCAAGCCCAGCCAGCCUCGCCUGGGCACAGCGUACACGCAACCAACCAGCUAGCCUGGCCCUACGCAAGCAAGAGGAAGAAGAGAACAAGAGGUGCAAAGCCCUAUCAGACAGUUAUGAACUCUCUACAGACCUACAAGAUAAGAAGGUGGAGAUGCUGGAGAAAAAAUAUGGAGGUUACUUCGUAAGUAGACGAGCAGCACGUACCAUCCAGACAGCAUUCCGUCAAUAUCGUAUGAACAAGAACUUUGAGCGCCUGCGCAGCUCAGCUUCUGAGAGCCGCAUGACACGGCGCAUCAUACUAUCUAACAUGCGACUGCAGUACUCGUUUGAUGACCGACAUCCUCAACCUCCCACCCCGACUCACUACAGUCACAGUCCAGGAAUGGGUCCUCCACAUUCUCCAACUUGCACCACAGAUCCAAGCUCCCCAUCACGACCGGAAUACACCCACCUAGAGGACUCCUUCUCAAAACAAGUGAAGUCCUUAGCUGACUCCAUUGAUGAUGCCCUAACGUGUCGACCAUGCAGAGAUGAUUCCCAGGAAGGUAUAGGGGAUGGAAGUGGUGUUGUUGAUGACUUUGGCGAGUGCAUAUGGAGUAGCAACAGCCACGUAUCCUUACGGAGAGGACUUGGAGACAGAGAUCGAGGAGGUACAGGGGGCAUGAGUAUGCAUGAAGACAGCACAGCCACCUCCUACAGUGAUGUCACGCUUUACAUGGAUGACGGUCUACCUUCCUCACCACUUUCUCUAGACCGGGCCCCUAGCAGCACAGACACUGAGUUCUGGGGGGGUGUUGGAAGUGGGGUAAGUGGUAGGGAAGAUAGCCGUGACACAGAAGGAGGAGGAAGCAGCAAUAGCCGCCGAAGUACACCUUGCACAGAGUGCCGUGAUUACCGUUUACGGGGAGGGCACUUACCAUUACUUACUAUUGAACCACCUAGUGACAGUUCAGUGGACAUGAGUGACCGCUCAGACCGAGGCUCCCUUAGCAGACAACUAGUCUACGAGCAGGACUCAGCAGCAGGAUCACCUCAAGGGACACUAAAGCAUAACCCUAAUGCUCGUUCGACAUCCUCGACAGCUGCACAAGGUCAAACACGUCCAGCUAGCCAAUCCAUGCCGUCACACAUCCCACACCACAUGGCUCACCAUCAUCACCACCACCACCACCAUCACCAGUACCCUGACACCCCUUCAUCCUCCUCCUCUCCUCAACAGCCCCCAACCACACCGCUCUCAUCCUCCUCUUCAGCACCACUGCCUCCUGGUGGUUUGGAGCAGCAAUGCUGCUCGGAUGGUGAUAAUGACUCACUGAACUCCACCACAAACUCUAAUGAGACCAUUAAUUGCAGCUCAGGCUCCUCUUCAAGGGAUAGUCUGCGGGAGCCCUUGCCCCCAUUAGGGAAACAGACCUACCAGAGAGAAAGUCGGCACAGCUGGGACUCUCCUGCCUUUGACAAUGACGUAGUACAGAGAAGACAAUAUCGCAUCGGACUCAACCUCUUCAACAAGAAACCAGAAAAGGGUAUUCAAUACCUAAUUGAGAAGGGCUUUGUGUCAGACACACCAGUGGGCAUUGCUCGCUUUAUCCUGGAGAGAAAAGGCCUGAGUCGGCAGAUGAUUGGAGAGUUCCUUGGAAAUAGACAGAAACAGUUCAACAAAGAUGUAUUGGAUUGUGUUGUGGAUGAGAUGGACUUUUCUGGAAUGGAUCUUGAUGAUGCUCUGAGGAAAUUUCAAGCUCAAAUAAAAGUCCAAGGAGAGGCUCAAAAAGUGGAAAGGCUUAUUGAGGCUUUCAGUCAGAGGUACUGUGUUUGUAAUCCAGCACUGGUAAGACAGUUCCAGAACCCGGACACCAUCUUCAUCCUAGCUUUUGCCAUCAUCCUCCUCAACACAGACAUGUACAGCCCCAAUAUCAAAGCAGAGAGGAAGAUGAAGCUGGACGACUUCAUCAAAAACUUAAGAGGGGUGGAUAAUGGUCAGGACAUCCCACGUGACUUACUGGUUGGAAUCUACCAGCGCAUUCAGAAAUGGGAACUGAGAACCAAUGAUGACCAUGUUUCUCAGGUCCAGGCGGUGGAGAGAGUAAUAGUGGGCAAGAAACCAGUUCUGUCCCUGCCCCACCGCAGACUAGUGUGCUGCUGUCAGCUCUAUGAAGUCCCAGACCCCAACCGUCCUCAAAGGUCUGGAGUUCACCAGAGAGAGGUCUUCCUCUUCAACGAUCUGAUUGUGGUUACAAAGAUCUUCCAGAAGAAGAAAACCUCGGUAACGUACAGUUUCAGACAGUCCUUCCCUCUGGUGGAGAUGCAGGUUCACAUGUUCCAGAACUCCUGUAAGUUGGCUCAUUUUAGUUUUUCUUUAUUUGGGAAAACACACACUGAGUUGGAGAAGCAGAAAGGAGUAAUGCGGCCCAGCCUGCUCACCAACAGCAUUAUUGCUGGAGGAGUGGGUGGGGUCAAGAAUGAAGUGGUGAAUGGCACUAUGGGAAGGCCUAGUCUGGAUGACAACUAUUCACCAGGAGAGGGCCUCAAACGUACUGCUCUCAGCUCCUCACUGAGGGACCUGUCUGAAUCAGGGAAACGUGGCCGCAGAAACAGCGUUGGUUCCCUUGACAGUACAAUGGAAGGUUCCAUCAUUAGCAGUCCACGGCCUCACCAGCGUUACCCAGUAGCCACUGUGCUCCCGGGAUGCUAUGGAACAGAAGACUUCCGGCCUCACCGCCCCAUCCUGAGCCCCGGAGUGGGGGUGGGGGGUGGGCCGGGGCAGCAACACACACCUGCGGUGACUGGCGCUGGACAAGUCUCCAGCAGCACCGAGAGAGGAACGACUGGAAUGGGGACUGGGAGCAACAGCAACAACACCGGAUCUUUCCUGGGCUCCCUGUUUGGGGGCAAGCGAUCCAAAACGCCGGGUCCUAUUAUCCCCCCCGGGCCACCCUACCCCGCCCCUGUGGCCCCACCGACUACAGGAGGGCCGCCGCCUCUGUCCCCGUCCUCGCUGUGCCCGGGAGAGGCUGGGGGACCUUCCAAGAUCCAGGCCCUGCACGCCCAGUACUGCCACACUACCAGCAACAGUGUCAGUGGGCAGCCUCCGCCCCCAUACUACCACCAACAUCGCUUCCAUACUCAGACCGUACCCUCAUCUGGGCAGCAGGGCCUCCAUACUCUUCAGCGGGUCACCUUGCCUCGACGGCCACACCCCAACCCUUCCGCACACUCCCCAUACCAGCCGAUCUCCCAGCAUACUUUGCAGGGUCGCUACGGGAGCAUGGGCAACAUGGGCCUCCCUCCCCCCCUUUCUCCUCACUCCCCACUCUCCCCUCACCCGCAGUUUGCGCUCUUCCACACGCAGCCCACACACUUGGCCAGAGGGGGCGCCAUCAGCAAGCCGCCUCUCACGCUGUCGCACUCGCAGCCGCACCCGCACGCACACUCCCAUCCCGCCCACGUGCACACGCCGCACCCGGCCUCCCACCCCGCGCACCAACCUCACUUCGUCUUCGCCAGCCCUCCUCCUCCGCCCUUCCCUGCUCCCACUCAGCCGCCUCCAGUCUCCGUGUCCGGCACGGUCCACCACGUGCCGCCGGCCGCCCAGUAUCUGCCCCAGUAUCCUCCGUUAUCCUCCAUCCCCCCUCCCCCACCGCACUCCCCUUUACCCCCCCCUUCCUCCCCCCUUACCCCUCUUACGCCUCUCUCCCCUCUCCCCCCCCAGCACCAAGGCCACCCUUCACAGGCCGGGGGCCCGCAAGGGCCCUCGUCGGCUCAGACUGGAGCCGUACCUGGGGGGACGGGCACGGUCGAACGCGCCAAAUCCAAACCUACCAACCGGAUCAGCACGGUAGUGUGAGCCGGGGGAAGUCGCGAGGCUGGGGGUCGCUGAAGGGUCCUUUGGUGGUUGGAGGGGGGACUGCCGCGAGGCUGGAGGCAGGCGGUGGCAGGGCCAAAGGCGAUAACAACGCCAGUGGAAAAAAGAAACGCAG
This is a messenger RNA of Carassius carassius (crucian carp), 5540 nucleotides long. RefSeq names its product IQ motif and SEC7 domain-containing protein 1-like. The transcript has 15 exons. The record is from RefSeq and is a predicted model, not a curated record. Gene Ontology annotation, biological process: actin cytoskeleton organization; regulation of ARF protein signal transduction. Gene Ontology annotation, molecular function: protein binding; guanyl-nucleotide exchange factor activity. The coding region runs from base 980 to 5407 and encodes 1475 amino acids. NCBI's taxonomy places the organism in Eukaryota, Metazoa, Chordata, Actinopteri, Cypriniformes, Cyprinidae.